Messenger RNA from Guillardia theta CCMP2712, 1669 nucleotides. RefSeq lists its product as hypothetical. Gene Ontology annotation, molecular function: ATP binding; protein kinase activity. NCBI's taxonomy places the organism in Eukaryota, Cryptophyceae, Pyrenomonadales, Geminigeraceae. The record is from RefSeq and is a predicted model, not a curated record. Bases 39 to 1580 code for a protein of 513 amino acids. Gene Ontology annotation, biological process: protein phosphorylation. The transcript has 3 exons.
ACCGAGGGAACUUGGCCUUCUGGCCGCUGCGAUUUAUCAUGGCGAUCUUGUCGAGGGGCAUUCAUCGCACCUACGAAGUUGGGAGAACUCUGGGAAAAGGGUCGUUUGCUACAGUGAAGGAAGGAAGACAUAGAGACAAGGGCACACUCGUCGCUAUCAAGAUUGUCGACAAAUGGAUGAAUUCUUUCCAUCAAUCAUCUCUGGAGCAGGAGAUCCAGACUAUGAUGAAGGUUUCGCACCCUAACUGCCUCCGUCUGCACGAGGUGUACGACCAAUGCGAGAAGACCUACCUGAUUCUUGAUCUGGCAACCGGAGGAACCGUCAUGGAUCGCAUCAUUGCCCUGGACUUCUUCUCAGAGAAGCAGGCCGCAAAAGUGACAAGAGAUGUCCUGAACGCGGUGGAAUACCUGCACAACAUCGGUAUCACACACAGAGACCUGAAGCCAGAAAACCUACUCUAUGCGUCCAACGAUCCAGAAUCCAAGUACUAUGAUACAGUCAAGGUUGCUGACUUUGGACUCUCGAAAUAUAUGGGUGAGAACGUUUCGAUGAAGACUACCUGUGGCACCCCGAAUUACAUGGCGCCUGAAGUGUUGAAUAGUGAUGGUUUCGAUGGUUAUGGCCCUGAGGUGGACAUCUGGUCAGUUGGAGUCAUCAUCUACACUAUGUUGUGUGGCUUCCAGCCUUUUUUCGAGUUCUCAACAGCUGCAUUGUUCCAACAGAUUAUGAAGGCUGAGUAUUCAUUCUUAUCUCCUUAUUGGGACCAAGUAUCGAAAGAAGCGAAAGACCUCAUUUCCAAGAUGUUGGUUGUUGAUCGAUCAAAGAGACUUACAGCAAUGCAGUGCUUGAAUCACAUUUGGUUCGAUCAGGCGUACUCAAAUGACUCGGUUGUGAGCACCUUGCAUGGAUCAUUGCACACAUUUUUGCUCGUUAGGAAACUUCCCAUCUUUGACAACAUCGACCCCAAGCUUCAGCAAGAAGUGAUCAACAUGUUAAAGCCAAAGCAAGUUCCUUGGGGGGAGAAAGUCAUCCAAUCAGGAGAAGUUGCAGACUGUAUGUACUUCAUACAAAGUGGAUCAGUAUCUGUGAUGGUAGAUGGGAAUGAAAUCGACCGUUUGGGUGCAGGCGACUUUUUUGGGGAAGUAGCUUUGACUGUCUCAGAACUUCGUACUGCCGACGUCAUCUCGCUUGGAGCACAGUCAGGGACUCGCACAAACGUGGCGUCAAGCACAAGGAACCCUACCGAGCUUCUCCAAUUCAUGAGAUCCGAUUUCGAACAAAUCUUGGCUAAGUUCCCCGUACUCCAGACAAGGAUGCUUGAAGUCAGCCAGAAACGUGUUCGUCGAGCCAUCUCUUCGCGCAGGCCGUCAGAAUCCCUAAGUCCAUCAAACCACAAUCCAUCAAGGACUGCGUCAUCAGAGUCUGAGCAUGUCUUCUCCGGCUCUUCCGAUUGCUCGCCAGUGCUCUCUCCUGUUUCUGUUAGUCCCGUAUCCGCACCUGACCUCGAACUGGAAGCCAUCAAAUUCAAGAAAGGAAAGAGCAAGGUUUGGAAGAAAACCAAAGGAUGCAUCCAGCAAUGAAGACAGUUCUUCUUUAUAUUUUUUUCUUAAGCUUUCUGCUUGUACAUAAUCUAUUAACAUUCUAGUGAAUGAACAUGAGUGAAUGGGUG